Messenger RNA from Girardinichthys multiradiatus, 3430 nucleotides. RefSeq names its product phospholipase C, delta 4b (gene plcd4b). NCBI's taxonomy places the organism in Eukaryota, Metazoa, Chordata, Actinopteri, Cyprinodontiformes, Goodeidae. The transcript is spliced from 18 exons. Gene Ontology annotation, biological process: lipid metabolic process; intracellular signal transduction. Gene Ontology annotation, molecular function: phosphatidylinositol-4,5-bisphosphate phospholipase C activity; calcium ion binding. The coding region runs from base 624 to 2876 and encodes 750 amino acids. The record is from RefSeq and is a predicted model, not a curated record.
GGAAGGGAGGAGUCACACUAGGAUAGACUUCCUUUCAAACACUCCCAGUUCUUUAAAGGCUCAGAGCUCUGCAGCCAGUCCCAGGACUCUCCUGGAUCCACAGAGGCAAUUUAAUCCCCUGGACCCUCUCUGUCCUGAAGACCACCGCCUUUGAAGACCACAUUACUCUGGAAACCCCCAAAGGAGAAUGACCAUCAGUUUGUGACUUUAAGCACGAGGUCGUUGGAUUCUGCAGCAGGACAAUGAUCCAAAGCACAUCAGGAAGUCCACCUCUGAAAGCCGCUGAGAAAGUAAAGUGAAAGCACUCAAGGCAGAGCUGGCCUCUCUGCUUCCAGCUAAUCAAAGAUUUAGCUGCUGCCCAACACACCCAUGCUGCUCGCUCGCAAUACAGCGUUCUGUACGCUGUUUCCCAUCUACACAGUUGGUCCAGUGUAGGGAACAAAGAUCCAAAGAAUAAGAAGCCUGCGUUACCAUCCCACUGCGUAGAGAAGUUGCUGGUUUCUUCACACGGUGCCCAGAAAUUCCUGCAUCACCAGGGACACUGCUUGGAAGUGAGGAUUCAUUUGGACCAGCAGACCCGCUGGCUGGAGAAUAUUUCCACGGUUCAUGUUCUAAAGAUAAAGAUGGAGCUUGAAGGUUCAUGUGUCCAGGAUGACCCACACGUCAAGCUGAUGAUGGCGGGGUCGACCCUGAGGAAGGUCAAGUCCCGCUCCUGGAAGAGGCAGCGGCAUUUUCGCCUUCUGGAGGAUGGCCUGACAAUCUGGUACAAAUCCAGAUGGGCAGGGAAGGGCCACUCUACCUUCUCAGUGAUGGACGUGGAGGUAGUGCGUGAGGGCCAUCAGUCUGAAGUCAUGCUGAGCAUCGCUGAGGAGUUUCCUGCUGAGCUCUGCUUCACCUUGGUCUUUCACGGGCGCCAAGGAAAUGUGGACCUUGUGGCCGACUCUCCAGAGGAGGCCCAAGCUUGGAUCCAAGGAGUCCGGAAACUGAUUCACAAAGCCCAAACCAUGGACGAGCAGGAGAGGCAGGACCAAUGGGUGCAAGACUGGUUUCAGAAGGCUGAUAAAAACAAGGACGGGAAGAUGAAUUUCAAAGAAGUAAAGAAGCUGCUGAAGAUGAUGAACGUGGAGAUGAACGAAGAUCACGCUCUGCAUCUGUUUACGAUGGCUGACAAGUGGAAAAGUGGUUCCCUAGAAAUCGAGCAGUUUAUCCACUUCUAUAAGAUGCUGACUCAGAGAGACGAGGUGUGGAAGGUGUUCCAGGACUACUCUGGAGAUGGAGAGAAGUUAACGUUGGAAGAGCUGGAAAACUUUUUGAGGCUGGAGCAGGGUGAAGGAGACCAGAGUUCUCAGCAUGCCCUGGAGCUGAUCCAGUGUUACGAACCUUCUGAGACAGCCAUGAAUCAAAGCUCCAUGUCCCUGGAAGGCUUCGAGAUGUACCUGUGUUCCCAGGAGGGCUCCAUAUUUAAACCUGAGCUCCUGGAACUUCACCAGGAUAUGAGCCAACCGCUCAGCCAUUACUUCAUCUCCUCCUCACACAACACCUACCUCCUCGAGGACCAGCUGAGAGGUCAAAGCAGCUUGGAGGCAUACAUCCAGGCCCUGAAGAGAGGCUGUCGCUGUGUGGAGGUGGACUGCUGGGACGGCAGUGACGGCGAACCUGUCGUGUAUCACGGCCACACUCUAACUUCAAAAAUCCUCUUCAAAGACAUCAUUUCAACACUCAAAGAGUACGCCUUCCAGGUAUCUGACCUCCCUGUUAUUGUGUCUCUUGAGAAUCACUGUGGUGUGGAGCAGCAGAUGAUCAUGGCCAAACACCUUCGCCAAAUUUUGGGCGAGAUGCUCCUGACUGCCCCACUGGACGUGCACAUCCCUCAACUGCUUCCCUCGCCACAGGAACUGAGGGGGAAGAUUUUGCUGAAGGCCAAGAAAAUUGGCGGGCUGGAAACAUGCCUGGACGAAACGUUGACUGAUGAAGUCAGCGACGAGGACGAGAUGACCAACGAAGACAUGGACAGUCCCUGCACAGAAGAUCCAGCAGCACAGACGACAAACAAGAAGUCCAAACUGUCCAGAGAGCUGUCAGACCUGGUGGUUUACUGCAAGAGUGUCCCCUUUCAAAGCUUUGAGCAUGCUCGUUCUCAGGCUAAGUGCUACGAGAUGUCUUCGUUCUCUGAAUCCAAAGCGAAGAAGCUUGCUAAGGAAGCAGGGACAAAGUUUGUUCAGUACAACGCUCGGCAGCUGUGCAGGACCUACCCCAGUGGCCUGAGGACAGACUCCUCCAACUACAACCCACAGGACAUGUGGAAUGUGGGUUGCCAGAUAGUGGCUCUGAACUUCCAGACAGCCGGUCUGGAAAUGGAUCUGAAUGACGGACUCUUCAGGCAGAACGGCUGCUGCGGUUACGUCCUCAAGCCCGACUUCAUGAGAGACGGCAGCAGUCAGUUCAGUCCGGAGAGACCAGAGGAUCGGCCGGGCUACAAACCGCUUCGCUUGUCAAUACAGGUGAUCAGUGCACAACAGCUACCGAAGGUGAAUCAGAAGGAGGGAUCAAUUGUGGACCCACUAGUCAGAGUGGAGAUCUAUGGUGUCCCACAGGACCAGGCCAAGGAGGAGACGAGCCACAUUAAUAAUAACGGUUUUAACCCAGUCUGGAAUGAAACUCUAAACUUCAUCGUCUACUCCCCUGAGCUGGCGCUGGUCCGCUUCGUGGUGGAGGACUAUGACAAGGCGUCAAGGAACGACUUCAUUGGACAGUUCACUCUUCCGUUUACAUGCAUCCAGCCAGGAUACCGUCAUAUUCAUCUGCUGUCCAGAGACGGAACAGCCAUCCCUCCUUCUUCUGUCUUUGUUAACAUCAGCAUUUCAGAUCUCUUAUGAAGAGGUCAAUGAGUCCUUUAUCUCCUCCAGUCCAGUGUCUCCUGACAAAAACUCAAACCUUCAUUCUGUCAGUUUUCACGUCUUACAUGAAGAUAUUUAUCUUUUUCUAACUAUAUUUACUGAAAGUUUAUUCAUUCCCAGCAUAUGAUCUACAUGUUCCAUAAACAACACAGAACAUCUGGUUUUAAUGUAUGUUAAACAAUCACCUGGACCUUAGGUGGUCAUAAAUACAAACCGAGAUGACCGAAGAGUCGUGACAUAUUAUAUAGUGUUUCUUCGUACUUAAAAUCAAAAAGGAAACAAGAUGUAAGUGAAAAACUAAGUACACCCAAUGAUCCAGCAGCUUGUAGAACCACCUUCAGCAGUAAUUAUUAGCAAUAGUUUUAGGAGUCACUCUCUUCAGAACCUUGGUCCACUCAUCUUCACAAUGUUCUUCUUCUUCUUCUUGUAUUAUUUAUUGGAGGUUGUCAAAUAACGUUAUGAUGUGCAUUACCGCCACCAACUGAUAUGGAGUGUGGUUCUUCAUGGUUUUAAAUCUUAUUUACUAUUACAAC